Messenger RNA from Closterium sp. NIES-67, 595 nucleotides. The record is from the annotation of a GenBank genome assembly. Lineage: Eukaryota; Viridiplantae; Streptophyta; Zygnematophyceae; Desmidiales; Closteriaceae.
CUUCUCUCCCCAUCUUAUCACGCCGCGUUCCCUCCUCUCCCCAGUUUCCCUAGCCUCCCCCGUCUCCCCCGCUCCGCCACCAUGGCGCACCUGAGGGGCGUGGCGGAGGCGUCAGCACGGAUAUUCGGGAACGUGAUCGGCAACGGGCUGCGGUCGGGGCACAAGGUGCUGAGCCAGAAGCUGAUCGGCGACAAGGUGCUCGCGUGGUACCCGGAGCCGGUACAGAAGAUGGAUCCGCUCUACGUCGACCCCACGGAACCCAAGCGAGUGCUCAAAAUAGAGCGCAUGAAGAGACGAGGGAAGGGUGUGCCCAAGAAGGGAGAGGGCAAGAGAGCAGGCAAGAGGAAAUGACAGCAGCAAUGACAGAACGUGUUCUCGGAAUAUACCUAGAGAAUGUGUUUAUACUAAUAGUGACCUAGUACCGUAAAAGGGGAGACGAGUUGGAGUAGAGGCAGGCUGGGUAGGGUUGGGAGACAGUAGGCCUGGUAGACUGGGCAGAGGAGUGGAGCAGAGCAGCAGAGCGCUGGCAGUUUUGAGCUCAGUGUUCUCAAUUUGCUCCUCUUGCAGUGCGCCUGUCAGACAAUGAGAUGAGCGU